AUACUGUAAAUGCCUGUGCAUAAUGUGCAUAACAGAACAUCAUUAUUUUCAUUAUCUUCAAAGGAAUUCUGUAGAAGCAGCCUUUAUUUUCAGACUCUGCAGGCCUGCUGGGAGGAAACAUAUUACAAUAAACAGAAGAAGCUCAUGGUCCACUAUCUGCUGCUCCAGAGUCAAGGCCAGGUCCCGCCCCAUGUCACUACAGAGCACAUGAGCAACUGGCUGGUGUCUCAGGGCAAAAAAUCCCUUAGGGAGAGGGUGUGGAAGGAAACCCUGGAGGAGGGAAACGACUUCGCUCAGCUGGCCUGGGAUGUAAACACUUGCCUAAAAAUGAUGAACAUAGAGCACGAGGCUUUCUGCAAGCUCCGCCGCUCCAUGCACCCCACCUCGCCAGCUGACAUCGAUCCUAAGGUCCACAGCAUUGUGGAGAGAGCUGUGAGGAGCAUUCUGGGCGAGCAGUCCAAUGAGCCCCGUAGCAACCUGCUCAGCCCAUCUCAGGUGGUGGUGGAGGUGGUGCCCAGGCUCCUCCUCGCCCUGUGGCUUCAGCCUGAGGAAGGCCAUUCAGAGCACCCAAUUCUUAUAAGUGGGAUGGCCGUGGGAAUGGUGGCGGCCGUAGUGGAGAAGCUCUCCUGCAUGUUAAAGGACCCUUCCCCUCACAUCCCUUUCUCCCGGGCUGCUGCUUUUGACUCUGUGCGGUCGAUCCUCGGGAGAAUCAGUCAGUCCUUCUCCACCGAUGACCUGCAGAGCCCUUUUUAUAUGAGCUCUGUCUGUGCCUUUGUGGCGGACGAGGUGCAGAGCUGCUUCCAGCCCCCUGCAGCCACCCUACCAGUCCCCCCUGUCCUCGUGGUGGGCGAUUCCACCACAUUACCAGCUGACAUCCAAGCAGACCCGGCUUCUUCCCACCUAGAGGUUGUAGACAUCACCCCUAACACAGAGGCAGAUCAGGCUUCUUCCCACCUGGAGGUUUUGAACCAUACCCCAAAAACAGAGGCAGACAUGGCUUGUUCCCACCUGGAGGUUGUGGACAUCACCCCUAACACAGAGGCAGAUCCGGCUUCUUUCCACCUGAAUGUUGUGGACAUCACCAGUAACACAGAGGCAGACCCGGGUUCUUCCCACAUGAAUGUUGUGGACAUCACCCCUAAUACAGAGCCCAUCUCUUCCCUCUUGGAGGUUGUGGACAUCACCCCUAACACAGAGGCAGAUCCGGCUUCUUUCCACCUGAAUGUUGUGGACAUCACCAGUAACACAGAGGUAGACCCGGGUUCUUCCCACAUGAAUGUUGUGGACAUCACCCCUAAUACAGAGCCCAUCUCUUCCCUCUUGGAGGUUGUGGACAUCACCCCUAACACAGAGGCAGAUCCGGCUUCUUUCCACCUGAAUGUUGUGGACAUCACCAGUAACACAGAGGCAGACCCGGGUUCUUCCCACAUGAAUGUUGUGGACAUCACCCCUAAUACAGAGCCCAUCUCUUCCCUCUUGGAGGUUGUGGACAUCGCCCCUAACACAGAGGCAGAUCCGGCUUCUUUCCACCUGAAUGUUGUGGACAUCACCAGUAACACAGAGGUAGACCCGGGUUCUUCCCACAUGAAUGUUGUGGACAUCACCCCUAAUACAGAGCCCAUCUCUUCCCUCUUGGAGGUUAUGGACGUCACACCUGAAGAAAGGACUCUCACGAUGGCCGUCUUCGCCACUCUGCCAGCUGACAUCCAAGCAGAGGAUGUUGCUGUGUUCAUCCCGGAUGUCACCAAGGACGUGACACUGGAUGUUCCAUGCAGUGCUAGGAAAGGGGCAGUCCGGCGAUUAUUUUGCAGGCUUUGGAGGGCAGUGUGCUGCUUCGCCUGCCACAAGGAAGAGGAGGAACAAUAUUAA
Molecule: messenger RNA, 1869 nt
Organism: Oncorhynchus gorbuscha (pink salmon)
Lineage: Eukaryota; Metazoa; Chordata; Actinopteri; Salmoniformes; Salmonidae
Exons: 7
Coding region: 10-1869 (619 amino acids)
Source: RefSeq, a predicted model, not a curated record